This is a messenger RNA of Prorocentrum cordatum, 648 nucleotides long. The record is from the annotation of a GenBank genome assembly. Lineage: Eukaryota; Dinophyceae; Prorocentrales; Prorocentraceae.
AUGACAAUCACGAUGUACACAAUAUCAGUGGUUUUCUGCUACUGCGACCAGCUCAUGCCAGAGUGCCAGACUGUGGCCCUCGGUGGCGUGGGCGGCCCCCGGGCGCUGAUGCUGAGCUACUCUGUCAAUGCCUCGCUUUGCUGUGUUCUUGCUCGCUGGUGGCACUCGGUGGCCUGGGCGCCCUCGGGCGCCCCGGGCCACGCCGGGGCCCGGCGCGGCGCCGCCGCGGCGGCCCAGGCUCCCGAGCCAAGCGGGCGCAGGGCGGCGCUCUCGUUGGCAGGCCUCGCGCUGGCGGCCGGCGCGCCGAGCCCCUCGGAGGCCUCCAACGGCGGGGCGCUCUGGUCGACUGACAAGUUCGACGGCUCCUUCACCGACGACAAGUACCCUUGCGAGGACUGCACCCGCACGAUCAACGCCGACGGUGGCUUCGGAAACAUCCGAGGGCGUGAUUCACAAGGUGGAGAUAUGUGGACGGGCCUGAUCGAGUACUCUAACAAGGACGUCGUCGCGUCGAUCGUCUAUGCGGACGAGGAAAAGGGGGAAAAGAAGCUGAAGGGCACUUGGUUUAGCAAAAAGGGUGAGAAGGGCAUCAAGUGGAACGACGGCUCGGUGUGGACGAAGAUGGAUUAUAAGAUCGCCGGCGGAUGA